Messenger RNA from Diatraea saccharalis (sugarcane borer), 1670 nucleotides. Lineage: Eukaryota; Metazoa; Arthropoda; Insecta; Lepidoptera; Crambidae. The record is from the annotation of a GenBank genome assembly.
GUCAAUAAUGACAGGACCGCAAGAGACUUGUUUGUGUUUUUAUUAACAAAGAACUUUAUUUUAAAAAUAAUAUAAUUUCAAAACAUCUACAGAAACUUUCGAAAUGCCGACAGUAUUAUUAUUGGAUGUGUCUCUUUCUAUGACCCGGCCAAUUCCAUCUUCGGACUCUUCAGAAAAUCACACCCGGCUCUCCAUUGCGGCGACUGCUAUAAAUACAUUUUUAGAUUUUCUCAGUAUUCAUGCGAAACUAGAAUAUGUGGCACUAGUAUGUUUCUCAUCUAUGUAUGAAGUAUCUGUUCCUUUCACUCGAGAUUUUGAUAUCAUUAAGAAUAAAUUGACACAACUUGAAGAAGGUGACAAAACAUGCAUAGAAACUGCAUUUAUGGGUGUAAACCAUAUAAUACUAAAUGAAUGGGGAUCACAGACACCUGUGCAAAUCAUACUGAUUACAGAUGGCAACUGUGGAACUGGUCCUAUUGGCAGAAAUCGCAUAAUUCAAACAUUGCCACUUCCACCAUCAUAUCCAGCAAAAAUACAUGUGCUUCCCAUUGUAUCACCAGCGGAUACAUGCCUGCAACAUGCUAUGCCACUUUAUCAAAAAAUAGUAGAUCUAGCUGUGAACCCUUCAAAUAAUUCUAAUGGAACUAUAUCUCGAGGAUCUAUUUUCUGUCCAGAUCAACUCACUGUUCCAGCAGUGAUAGCUUCUAUGAACAGACUUUGUGAACAACACUAUCAAGAAUUUUGGUGCUCACUCAAAUGUGGACAAUUGGAAGCAAGAGUGCAAUUAUUCCCAGCCCCACAAUCUAUAGCUCAUGAAGGCCUGGCUACAACACAUACCCUUACACACCAAUUGCAUAUUGUGGGCUUCAUCAGCCAACAAGAUCUAGGUACACCUAUAGCGAUCAGUAAGCAUUUAGUAAUACCUCAAGCACAAGUAGGUGGAAAUAAUACGAACAGAGAGAACUAUGGGUCCAAAACACCAACAAAGGAAGGUUCUAGCACAGACAGCUCAGCUGCUGAAGAAGAUAUGUCUGAUCCUAGUAAAGUGCCCAACUUUUGUGUAUUACUACAUGGAGCUUUGAAAGUUGAAAGUAUGUCAGCCAUUGUUCAACUAGGGGCAGACUGGUGGGGUACACUAUCGGCAUGGUGUGAAGCGUCAAGAGCGCGUCGGUCUUGUCUGUUACUGAGCGUCCUCAGGCCUGGGGUGUCGGCCGCACCUUGGCUCGGUCCUUUAGACCAACUGGGGCCAUCUGAUGACACUACCUCAACUGAAACGUUUCCUAUCCGCUCGUGGCGGUCUUAUAGUGGCGGCGGUUCAGGUUGCGCCUGGGCAAGACCACAUGCUCUUCUCGCCGACGUUCAAAAGGUGCUCCGCCAUGCAAGGAAGCUGCCAGACAAGACACAACAUUUAUAUAAGGAGUUGAAUCGUCUUCGACGAGCUGCUAUUUCACUCGGGUUCUCAGAAUUGCUCACUUGUGUCGGCAGCGCCUUAGAACGCGAGUGCGCAUCACUGCCAUCCACUGCUCCUCCAGAGUGCGCGUUACAGUUGGCACAUGCUGCCGCCGCCCUUCGGGAUCCAAGAACUGCACUCGACAUCAAACAUACCCUACAGCCUCUUACUACGAACUUCACUGUUACUUCCAUGUCGCAUUAAUAAACUAAAAUACAAC